GCUGAGUAGUAACAUAAUAUACUCGUAUGGUUCAAAUCUAAGAAUGGAAACCUUAGUAAUUAUAUUAGUGAGCAUUUUGGUGGUAUUGCGGAUUACGGGUGCUUACAAUUUAAAUCUUAAUGAUGGAGGAGAACUAUUGUCGAAUGGUCUCGACUUCUAUGAAGCCCUUGAAGAUGGCUUCAAAGAUUACUCUGGCUACGGAACGGAGUGGAUUUUUUUCCUGACGGCGAUGGUAUACCUCACUUCGUUAACUUGACUACGCCCACAUCAGCACAGAUGCGUAGUAGACGAGAAAGAGAUAUAGAAUACAGAUUAUAUACCAGGGAAUUACCCGACUACAUAAUAUUAGAUCAGUCAGCGGUACCAUCUAACUCCACUGACAUACGAGUUCUAUUGUCCAACAAGCCUGUUAAAUUGGUAACACAUGGCUGGAAGUCUUCCGCAGAUAAUAGCGUGGUCAUGGGUAUAAAAGAAGCCUACUUGAAAAGUAAGGAUGUUGCAGUGAUUGGUGUUGACUGGAGCGAUACGGCACAGGAUUACCUUUAUCCUUUGGUGGCGGAGUACACUGACGAUGUGGGGGCGCGCGUCGGGAAGUUUCUGGAAGCUUUUUGCCGACUGUACAACGUGCCUGGGGAGAGGUUGCAUUUGAUCGGGCAUAGCCUCGGAGCGCACGUUAUGGGAAUUGCUGCGUCAACGACUAAUGUGACGAUAGCAAGAAUCACUGGACUAGACCCGGCGCGACCAUUGUUCGAGUUUCCGAAGAAGCCAAACUCUUUGACCCUGGACGCGUCGGACGCCGAAUUUGUGGAUGUGAUCCACUCGUGCGCCGGUGUUCUUGGUGUCCUGAAUCCUAUCGGCCAUGUUGAUUUUUUCCCUAAUAAAGGCAUUCCACCUCAACCGGGAUGUGAGAGCAUUUUUUUUCUGUUAGAGGCAUGCAGCCAUGCAAGGUCUCACAUUUAUUUUGCCGAAUCUAUUGGUAACCCUACUGGUUUUCCUGCAUGCCGGAGUGAUAAUUGGAUGGAUUAUCUAAGUAACACUGAAUGCAAACAAAUAGCUUACAUGGGAGAGAAUGUCGACCGAAACACAACAGGGCAGUACUACUUGAGAACUAAUUUGAAGGAACCCUACGCUAGAAAUGUUGCCUAAGACAAGAGACAAUUUUAUGAAAUUAUGUAGAAAACGUACC
Leguminivora glycinivorella is the source of this 1186-nucleotide messenger RNA. RefSeq names its product pancreatic triacylglycerol lipase-like. Gene Ontology annotation, molecular function: lipase activity. Lineage: Eukaryota; Metazoa; Arthropoda; Insecta; Lepidoptera; Tortricidae. The transcript has 5 exons. Bases 277 to 1146 code for a protein of 289 amino acids. Gene Ontology annotation, biological process: lipid metabolic process. The record is from RefSeq and is a predicted model, not a curated record.